GUUUUAUCAAAGAAAUGGAUGUUUUGUCGAAUGAAAAGUAUCUCAUAGCACGCGCCAAGGAAUCCACUGAUCCGUACAAAGCGAAGGCGUGGAUAAUUGCUGCAAAAACACUCUUCCCGAACGAUUUCGGGGUGCAGUUUGAGGCGUACGAGAUAGAAAAGAACGCAAACAAUUUCGAGGAAGCAGCAAAAUGUUUGAGCUACAUCGUGAUGACCUUUCACGGGGCGCACCAAACGCCUACAAGCCUGCUGAACGAAAUAUCCCUGAUGACGAACGCACUCCGUAUUCCGGAGGGUUCCACCACACCGGAGCAGGAGUUUUAUGUCAAAAUGUUCCAGUACAUAUCCUAUGAGGUGCAGCAUCAGAUACUGUUGUUGACGGCGGCACACUCGAACAACAAUCUCGACCAUUGCCGGUUGAUUUUCCUGCUAUUGAAGCGUUUUCCCCAGGCCAUUUCUACUCAUGCGCCACGGUUAUUGGAAACGUUGAUUCAAAAUGUUGGCAUUCCAAGCUUCAAGGAGAUGCUAUUCAACGAAGCUAUACCGCUGGUGUACAAUCGAGUGCCGGAGCUCGCCCCCAAGCUUGUCCACCGGUUGAUGGCCGUUUGCUUCGAGUACUAUCUUAACCAGAUGUUGAACGAAAUGGACGACAAGGCACGGACGGUGCCGGAGUGCUGGAGGAAGAUAUUUGAAAUCUUGGACUUUUGUGGCAAGAUUCUCAAAUGGGAGCCGUUCCUGUUGUACAAAAAAAGCUGGAGCAAGGAUGUUUACUGGCAGAAAAUCAUUCACAUCUACAAUCUCGACCCGUUCCGGUCGACGGAGAGCAAGCAGAUACUGUUCUGCUCGACGAUCGUGUUCGUGCUGUCGCUGCAGGAGUACAUAGCGCACUCGAAGCUUCGCUCGAAGGACGGCACCAACGAAACCGAGGUGAUUCUCGUGGAAACAUUAAAGGAUCUGGUGUCGGAUUUAUCACACCGACCGCGUGAUAAUGUGCUCGAGAUUCCGCACAUCCUCGUUAACCCACCGGUCAAUGCGGACGCACCGAACUGUCUGAUUGCAUGCCAUAGCUGUUGGCAACUGUUGCACGCAAAUGACGUAAUACAGACCGACUUUGCGCAGCUUCUUCUCUGCAUACCGCAGCUUUCAAGCUGGGUUCAGAAGUUCCUCAACGAUCUGUAUGUGUUGCUUGAGAAGCAUGAGGAGGCGGCCACCCUGCUACAAGCAUCCAACCUGGCCACGAUGUCGCCACUGGAAAAGUCCGUACGACAGUUUGCUCUGACCCUCGCCAAAGGACCCAUCACAGGCCUGCUGUUCGAGCAGAUUGGGACAGUCCUUAAGCACUUGGCGCAUGCGCCGAACGGUGGAUCCUAUCUUGAGAAUGUCUCCCAAGCGCCAACCACCCGCGUCCUCAUGCUGAUACCACUUUCGAAACGGGCCAUCCUACACUAUCUCGUGCAGACGCUGAUUGCAGUGCUAAAGCCGAAACUGAUCGAGCAAGAGUGCGGUAAUAGUGUUUUGGGUAACUUGCUGGUUCUGUCGCAGCUCAACUGGCCGCACGAAUCAUCAACGGUGGAAAUUAUUUUCGAGAUCAUCAAAAGCCGUCGGCAGUUUUCGUAUCUGCUCUUUACCAACUACAUCAUCAACGGGGAGAUAAUUGAGGAGUUUAUGCACCUGUGGAUACAUGCCACCGAUGUAAAGCUCGAACUGGCCAUGCCUCAGCAGAGCCUAGCGACCGGUGCCCGGCGCAUUGGAACCCGUGGUGCAGACAAGGGCGUGAAGGAGGACUUUAAGCAGAUCAUUCGGCAGCAGAUAGCGCGCAGUAACGAUGACGUGGACGAGCUGAUACUGCAGUUCCUCCAGCAGCAGCAAUUAACACUGAUGCAAAAUGUAUUCGACACGUGAGGCAAGUGGAAAAUCAAUGCCGUGAAAAUUUGUCAUAAAUAGAAACAUCCCAAACAAUUAAAUUAAGCAGUAGUUUGACUUCGGAUGGAAUGAAAGUUGAACCAUCAAGGUAAUUUUAUAACGUUUCGUUUA
Molecule: messenger RNA, 2033 nt
Organism: Anopheles coustani
Lineage: Eukaryota; Metazoa; Arthropoda; Insecta; Diptera; Culicidae
Gene: IntS10
Product: integrator complex subunit 10
Exons: 4
Coding region: 15-1901 (628 amino acids)
Biological process (GO): snRNA processing
Cellular component (GO): integrator complex
Source: RefSeq, a predicted model, not a curated record